Cucumis melo (muskmelon) is the source of this 1529-nucleotide messenger RNA. RefSeq lists its product as uncharacterized. NCBI's taxonomy places the organism in Eukaryota, Viridiplantae, Streptophyta, Magnoliopsida, Cucurbitales, Cucurbitaceae. The record is from RefSeq and is a predicted model, not a curated record. Bases 411 to 1322 code for a protein of 303 amino acids. The transcript is spliced from 2 exons.
UUCUUACACACACUCUCGAAUCCACCAAAACGAAUCUCUCUCUCUCUCUUUUUUUUUCUCACUCUACAAUCCAUCCAGUUAGAAUACCAAAGAGAAGUGCUAAUAAAUCAAUUCCAAUUACAAUUAGGUAAAAUAAAUGUAUUAUAAAACUUGUCCUGAAAUGGCCGCGGCAAUUUAUAACCCUUUGUUUCUCUUUCUAUCUCACUUUAGAAGAUGUUGAGACCCCAUGUGGUCGAAUCCUGUUUUCUUUAUCUCCGUGACCAUCUUUCAGACCAUACCAACUUCAUUUCAUUUCUAUACCUCCCAAUUUAUAAAAUUUGAUCCCCCUUUUUAGUCAAAUGAGCUUUAAUUUUCGUUUUCUCAAAUAGUCUAUACUUCAAAUUCAAAACCCAACAAACGAAUUUUAAAAUAUGAUCUCCAUACUUGCAAUUGCAACACUCCUUAUUUCAACGACUCUGUUCCCGAUUUCCGUUGCUGUGGUCGUACGAGGGCAAUUCUCUGUUCCGGCCUUCCCAGUAGAAACCGAAAAUCAAGCCUGCCGGUUGGACUUAUCGGACGAGCUAUUCGGGGGAGUGAGUCAAGCCUGCAAUGGGAACCUAGACCGGAGCCGGUGCUGUCCAGUGCUAGCCGCAUGGCUAUUCGCGGCUCACGCUAGGACGGCGUUGGAAGUGUCGGCUCCAGCUCCAUCAGCCGAAAUCGAUCUGCCAUUGAUGCCAGACGAUUCCCAGAAAUGCGCAGAAUCACUUCAGAGCUCAUUGGUGAGGCGCAAUAUCAGAAUUCCCCAGCCGAAUUCCAGCUGUGACGCCGUUUUGUGCUUCUGUGGAAUUCGACUCCAUCAGAUAAGUUCCUUGUCUUGUCCUGCCGCAUUCAAUCUCUCCGGCUUCCAAAAUGCAUCCCCGACAACGGCGGUUCGUGAUUUGGAGACGAAUUGUCGUAAUGCCUCUUACUCUGGUUGCACUAAAUGCCUUGGCGCACUUCAAAAGGUAAAGGGGGCUGGAGAUAGGAGCACGACGGCAAGAGCAAGAAAAAUGUUCAACAGAGACUGCCAAUUGAUGGGUCUCACAUGGUUGCUUGCUCGUAACAAAACGGCGUACAUUCCGACGGUUUCGGCGGUUUUGAGAGCAAUUAUGUACAGUGCCCAUCCGCCUCACAAUUCCAUGUGCAGCCCAGAUCAAGAGAACAUGCCACUGGCUGUUGAUUCUCUUCAAUUUGAUGACGCACAUUCAAUUUCACACUCACAACCCUCCAUUUUUAUGUUUUCAUUUUUUCGCUUAGUGCUAACGCCUUUUGUUUGCCUGUUCUUAGUAAAAGUAUGGCCGUAGUUUGUUGGACUGUUUUGGAGGGUAAGCCCACAUCGUGUCACGUGAAGCUGUUGAUUUUGUCUGCCUUUUAUACCCUACCGUAAAUUCUUGAUACAGCGGUAAAUACUUUUGUUUAUUUUUUUUUUCUUUUUUUUUUCUUUUCUUUAUGAUUUGAAUUCAAUUUGGUAUAUGAAUAUGAAUUUUAUAUGGUCAGUUCAUUUAGUUUCA